GUUCAUUAUUUGAGCUUUGAUAGUGACUUGUUGAAUCUAAAGAUGGAUCGUUGGGCAGGACAAGUAGCUAUAGUAACAGGGGUUAGCUCUGGAAUCGGUGCUUCUAUAGUAGACAAGUUGCUGGAUCAUAAUAUCAAGGUCGAUGCUGUGAGAGACUAUAAUCAUUUGUGCACCAUGAGCAAUAAACAGCAUUCAAUAUAUUUAUCCCAGUUGAAAGCAAUGUUGAAGAGGAAUAUUUUAUUGAAGAAACGAGAAAAACGGAAAACAAUUGCCGAAGUCCUUCUACCUCUGUAUUCAUUGGCAAUAUUAAUCAUUAUAAAAAUAAUGUUCCCAAACCCAAAUCUACCAAAAAUUGAUACCCCGAGAGGAGAAGCAGAAUUGUUGGCGAAUUUCGGUGAAUUACCAAGCCCAACAGUAGCAAUUGUUCCUAAUUCAACAGAAAUUCUGGAUUUCUUGGAUAAUAUCGAUAUUCUUUGGAAUCUCAGUAAGCCCAAAAGUUCCGAGAUAAAAUGGGUGAUUUUUAGUACAGAAGAAGACCUUAUUGCUGCAUAUUGGAGAAGAUCCAAGGAUAUUCCGAUUGCUGUAUUAUUUGAUAAUCCAAAUCCAAUAACUGGACCUCUUCGCUAUGAAAUCCGCACGAAUCCUUCGGUUCAUGGCAUUCCUACCACAACCAGUUUAUACAGUUCCCCUUUGACUUGUAGAGACACUAAGAGGAAGUGGUAUAGUAGUUAUGCGGGGGUGAUACCGGCAAUCGAAGGGGGUGAUAGCUGUCCGGUGAAUCAAUACUAUUUUUCUGGAUUUCUAGCUCUUCAAACCUUAUUGGACUACACUAAAAUGAGGAUGGACAAUAACGUAAACCUGACCGUGCCACAGAUACUUCUAGAAAUGUUUCCGAAAGGAGCCCAUACGGGAAAUUGGAUGGUUAUUAUUCGUACAGUUAUUCCCAUAUACAUGGUGAUGGCAUUAUCGCAAUUCAUCACGUAUUUGCUGAUUCUCAUAGUUGGAGAAAAAGAGAAUAAGAUUAAGGAAGGCAUGAAGAUUAUGGGUCUGAGAGAUUCAGUAUUUUGGCUCUCUUGGUUUAUUAUAUACGGAAUUUUCGUCAUUUUCCUGACAAUAAUAUGCUGCGUCCUACUCUUCACUCUGAAGGUUUUUGUGAAUACCAGCUUCUUACUUAUAUUCACUCUAGUAUUGCUUUACUGUCUCACAAUAAUAAUGUUUGGUUUUAUGAUCACACCAUUUUUCGAUAAAUCGAGGACAGCCGGUGUGCUAGGAAACUUUGCCGUUACUAUCAUGAGUUUAUUCUACUACAUCCAAGUGUUUCUUCACGACUCCAAUCCUUUGGCGUUAUGGUUCUUAUCUCUGAUCAGUCCAUCUGGAUUUGCGUUAGCCAUGGAUAAUGCACUAGUUAUGGAUCUUUCUGGAGAUGGAGUGAAUUUCAAUAAUCUCUGGUCGGGAUCAGGAAUGCCUUUCGGGGGAAGUCUCAUCAUGCUUGCUUUCGACUUAUUGUUAUAUGGGUUUCUUGCAUACUAUUUGGAUAGCGUCAUUCCAGGUGAAUAUGGCGUGAAGCAAUCUCCGUUCUUUUGUUUCAAGCCAUCUUUCUGGUGUGCUAUGAAAGAUAUACACAAAGUACCAUCGGUUUCAACUAAUAUUGAUGGAUCUCAUCAUUCUUUGAAUAACUAUGAUGGCACUUUAGAUGUGGAGCCUGUACCGAGAGAAAUGCGAGGCAGAGAAGCUAUCAAAAUAGUAGAUUUAUACAAAAGUUUUCAUAAUUGCAGGAAACCGGAAAUGAAAGCAAUCAAUGGAAUUAAUUUGACCAUCUAUGAGGGACACAUAACUGCCAUCUUGGGGCAUAAUGGAGCAGGAAAAACAACUUUAUUCAACAUCCUAACAGGGCUAACUGCUCCGACAGCGGGUACAGCACUCAUCUUCGGGCAUGACGUAAGGGACCCCAAAGAAAUGGAUGAAAUUCGCAGAAUGACAGGGGUAUGCCCGCAACAUGAUAUAUUAUUCGAUAAUCUAUCACCAAAAGAACAUUUAGAGUUUUUUGCAGCCGUUAAGGGAAUCCAUUCCUCUGACGUGGAGUUUGAGGUAAUGAAAACAUUGAGAGAUAUCGAUUUGACCGAUAAAGCAAAUGCGCCGGCAAAACAUUUGAGUGGUGGUCAAAAACGUAAACUGUCCGUCGGAAUUGCCGUUAUAGGGGAUCCGAAGAUCAUCAUCCUUGAUGAACCCACCGCGGGUGUUGAUCCCUAUUCGAGGAGACACAUGUGGUCAGUUCUACAGAACCGCAGACAUGGCAGAGUUAUUUUGCUAACUACACAUUUCAUGGAUGAGGCCGAUAUUUUGGCUGACAGGAAGGCAGUUGUUUCAAAAGGCAAUAUAAGGUGCUGUGGCAGCUCACUUUUUCUCAAGAAUAAAUUUGGAAUCGGCUAUCACCUCACCUUGGUGCUUGAGGGAAUUUGUAAAGAGCAGGCCAUCAAUCGAUUGGUGAAAACUCACGUUUCCAAGGCUGAAAAGGCCAGACGGCAUGGCAGAGAGCUGAGUUUCAUUUUACCUCAUAAUGCAGUGGAAAAGUUCGCGUCUCUCUUUUCAGCUAUAGAACAGGAGAUAAACAAUAAAACGAGUAAAUUGGGAAUAUCAAGUUAUGGAGUUUCAAUGACGACCCUUGAAGAAGUUUUUCUCCAUCUCGAAAGAGACGAAGAACCUGUUGACACAGUAGAUAAUUUAUCGAAGAGAAUUGUAAGGAACAGAGCACUUAGUCGAAGUUUAAGUUUACAGAGUAAGAGUACCAGUUAUCAAUCCUUACAGAAUGAAAGUCACAAUUCAUGUUCUGGUGACGGUACAGAUACUAUCGAUACAACUCAAAUGGGAGGACUAGAAAUCAUCAGUGAAACAAAAUCACCGAUUAUAGGCAUUGGAUUGGAAAAGAUAGAAUGUCGCUCAAAUUGUCUGCAAAGUUUUGCAGCACUUUUGCGGUUGAGAAUUUUACGAUUGAUUCGCGAUUUACAAAAAUUAUAUUUCGUGAUCCUAUUGCCCUUAGCUAUAGCUACUCUGGGACUUUAUUUCAACAGUACCCAGCGGGUUCCCACGAAAAUGCAUCCAUUAGCUUUGAACUCUAGUACUUAUGGGGAAACAUCGAUCGCUGUUCUUAAUGAACAAGAAGUCGAUUUGUAUAGUUUUUAUACGAAUUUGAAUAUGUUGGGAGUCACUUCCUUGACUAGUUAUGACGGAAAUUUUUCAUCGCUACUUUAUGCAGAACCACAUAUGGCGGCUCUGGUCAUCGAUGAAUUUCAGUACCUGAAAUAUAGUAUUACUGUGCUUUACAACGAUACCCAACAGCAUAGUCUACCUAUCAUCAUCAAUACCAUCAAUAAUGCCAUAUACAGGCUUAUUAAUAUUGAGGGUCACAACGAUACAAACUGGAGCCCAAUUACGGUUAGAGCCCAAUCGUUUCUUCAAAUCACUGAACCGGAUUUCAACUUUGGUUCGUAUACAGCAACUUUUACAAUGGGAAUGAUUUUUGCUCUCCUUCCAAUCAGUUUUGCAAUCGAUAUGGUUUACGACAGAGAAAUAAAAGCAAAAAAUCAGCUUCGUGUCAACGGUCUGUCCUUCUCGAUGUAUUUUGUAACUUAUUUCAUAGUAUUGGCAGCAGUCAUGGUGUUCAUUUGCGUUGCACUUGUAAUCAUCAUGCUCUUAUUUAAAACAACGUCUCUCACUUCCUGGCCCGCAUUGACCACAUUAGGGGUGUUAUUGUUUCUUUACUGCCCAUCCUCAAUACUGUUCAGUACUUGUGUCAGUUAUGUAUUUGAUAAGACUGACAAUGCACAAUCGAUUCUACCAAAUAUUGCAACGUUGUACGGUUGCAUACCAUUUGUUUUGGUCUCUAUCUCGGGUGUUGUUUCAGGUGGUAAAACCGCUUUUAUAUUACAUGUGAUAUUUUCUCUUUUCAAUUCCUUGUAUUUACCUUAUGGUAUUAUUUAUUAUGUCCAAAAAGUCGAUGUCAUGUGCAAACCAUAUUUUGGAUGUACUCAACUUACUUUAUCACAUUAUUUGACGGAUGAAAUCAUCGUGAUGUUUGUCAGCGUUCUCCUUCACAUACCGAUCUGGUAUUUUUUACUGCUCGUGAUCGAUGUCAAGAAAUCUGGUGGAAAACUGAAGGAUAUAUUCAAAAUGUCCAAGACUAAUCGCAAACCACCUGAGAAAGACGCAGAUGAUGAUAUGAAUUAUAUUGGAGAAUAUGAAGACCAAGAUGUUAAAGCCGAACGACAGAAAGUAAUGAAUUUGAUGCAAUGCCAUAUAGCCCAUCCUCCUGUAGUGAUGGUUGAGAAUCUACACAAAGAAUAUGUCAAACGAGAUUCGGGACUAUGCGAAUGUGGCAAAUCUGGAAAAGAAAGCGAAACAUCUAAAGUGGCAAUCAAUUCCCUAUCUCUAGCAGUCGAUGCAGGAGAAGUAUUCGGUCUUCUUGGACACAAUGGAGCAGGAAAAACAACUACGAUGAAAAUUAUCACAGCAGAAGAAGCCCCUACAGGAGGAAGGGUGAAAAUCGGCGGUGAGUGCAUCACCUCCAACGUGAACUCGGCAUUCCAAUUGCUGGGCUACUGUCCCCAACAUGAUGCCCUUUGGAAGAACAUAACUGUGCGCGAGCAUCUCCAAUGCUACGCCGCCAUUAGGGGAGUGCCGAGCAGACAUAUCCCCGGAAUAAUAGACAAAUAUUUGGACGGCCUGCAAAUACGCGAGCAUGCUGACAAGCAGACACAGCAUUGCUCCGGCGGUACCAGGAGGAAGCUGAGCUUCGCUAUGGCCAUGGUGGGUAGUCCUAAAGUGGUGCUUCUCGAUGAGCCCAGUACCGGGAUGGAUCCCAGGAGUAAACGUUUUCUAUGGGACACCAUUUUGGCGAGUUUUCAGGGGUCUAGAGGAGCUAUCCUCACAACUCAUUCGAUGGAAGAAGCAGAUGCUCUCUGUUCUAGAGUUGGUAUUAUGGUAAAGGGUGAGUUGAGAUGUCUUGGUUCGACGCAACAUCUGAAAAAUCUUUACGGAGCAGGGUAUACGUUAGAAAUGAAGUUGGGCGGAGAAGAUACCACCCCAACUUCCGAACACUGCGAUCGCCACAGUCGAUUGAGGGAGUUUGUGUUCUCCUUGUUUCCCGAUGCAACUUAUGUGGAGAGUUUCGCUGACAGAUUGGUAUUCAGUGUACCUCAACACAGUGUGCCAUCUUUAGCGAAUUGUUUUCUACAAUUAGAAAAAGCCAAGACUGAACUGGAUAUAGAAGAGUAUAGUUUCAGCCAAACGACAUUGGAGCAAGUUUUUCUCAAAUUUGCCCAUGAGGAUGAAGUGAAUGCAGAAUAGAAGUGAUGAUUAUAAUCCUGGAUAUUUUAUCUUCUCGUCCAAUUAAGUAUACUCAAUUUUAGUUGAAAUAUUUUAGUUCCAACAUUCCAUUCAUUUAAAAACGUCUUGUUUAAUGUUGCUUUUUGUGAUAUUGACUAGCCAAUUCGUGAAUAUUAAUUUCUGUAUGACAAUAUCCAGCCUACUAAUUGCCCAUUACAACAUUGAAUUCAACAAUAGUCAACAAAAUAUCAAGAUUUUGUUGAAAAUAUUCGAUGUUGAAACUCCAUCGUAAAAGAAAAUCGAGGAAAGUAUAAAAUAAGGCGCAAAAUUAUGCUUCUUAACAAUUCCGUAGAGGAAUUCAGGAAAGGGAAAUCAUAAUUCUGAAUUUACAUUCGACUUGUGCCUCAUAAGAAUUUGUAUAUAAUAUUGCUUGCAUUAAAAAGUUGCUAUUUU
Messenger RNA from Phaedon cochleariae (mustard beetle), 5775 nucleotides. NCBI's taxonomy places the organism in Eukaryota, Metazoa, Arthropoda, Insecta, Coleoptera, Chrysomelidae. The record is from the annotation of a GenBank genome assembly.